Molecule: messenger RNA, 1346 nt
Organism: Lacerta agilis (Sand lizard)
Lineage: Eukaryota; Metazoa; Chordata; Lepidosauria; Squamata; Lacertidae
Gene: OSTF1
Product: osteoclast stimulating factor 1
Exons: 10
Coding region: 47-691 (214 amino acids)
Biological process (GO): signal transduction
Molecular function (GO): protein binding
Source: RefSeq, a predicted model, not a curated record
CUCUCCAGCCGCCUGGGCGCUCCGCCUCCCGCUCGCUCGCGCAGCGAUGUCCAAGCCGCCCCCGAAGCCGGCCAAGCCAGGACAAGUCAAAGUUUUUAGAGCCUUGUAUACAUUUGAACCCAGAACUCCAGAUGAACUGUAUUUUGAAGAAGGAGAUAUUAUCUACAUUUCGGAUAUGAGUGACACAAAUUGGUGGAAGGGAACCUGUAAAGGAAGAACUGGACUAAUCCCCAGCAACUAUGUGGCUGAACAAGCAGAAUCCAUUGACAACCCACUACAUGAAGCUGCCAAGAGAGGGAACCUGAGCUGGCUGAGGGAGUGUUUGGAUAACAGAGUUGGUGUCAAUGGCUUAGACAAAGCUGGGAGCACGGCCUUGUACUGGGCAUGCCAUGGUGGACACAAAGAUAUAGUGGAAGUAUUAUUGACGCAGCCAAAUGUAGAACUAAACCAACAGAAUAAACUGGGGGACACAGCUUUGCACGCUGCUGCAUGGAAGGGUUAUGCAGAUAUCGUAGAAACACUGCUGGCAAAAGGUGCUAGAACAGAUUUAAGAAAUAAUGAGAAGAAAUUGGCUUUUGACAUGGCUACUAAUGCAGCAUGUGCUUCCCUGCUUAAAAAGAAACAAGGACAAGACAUAAUGCGAACCUUAAGCAAUGCAGAGGAAUACCUUGAUGAUGAAGACUCCGAUUGAACUGCCUUAAUACUGUCUAAAAAUGUACAGCUUUUGUGCCUCCACCUUUCUCAAAUUCUUCCUCUGACUACAAAAAGUGUACUUUUCUCAUAUACAUGGUAAUGUAACAUCAUAGCUAUCCCUUCCACAGAGUCAAAAUAUUCCCCUUCUCCCCAGUACUUAAGGUCCAAAAAUUCUCUAGCUGCUUUUAAAUAAAUGGGCUAGGUGAGAGUAUAUGUUUGGUGACUUUUCCCAUUAUACACUGGAAAUAGACUUUGCCCUUUAAGAAGAAGUGUUAAUAUAUCUCUGCAGACAUUGGGUUUUUUGCAGGACAAAUGGCCAUAUUUAAUGCUACACCAUGCUAGUUUUAUUUUACUUUUACAGAAAGAAAUAUAUCAGGUAGAAGAGUGGUUGGUUUUCCUUACAACACAUAUUCACCUGUGCGCAUGUUUAUGUGUAUUUUAUUUGCGCGCGCACACACACACACACACACACACAUGUAUGGGCGUUGGUUCCGUGCAUGUUUAUACACUGAGCGCCCAAACUGGAGUCAUGGAAUGAAAAUACUUCAUAUCAGGAACAUAUCCUUGAGGGGACUGGAGUUGAAGAGAUGUUCCAGUUUCCCACAAACUGGUUCUGGUUAUACACAUUUUCUGUGGUCGCUUGGGGUUACCCA